CCGUCGCCGGCGAAGACGUCGCCGGGCCCCGGGAAGGUGGGCACCGGCUCCAACCGCCGCCUGGGUGGCGUUCGCGCUGCUCCCAUGUCUUCACCCCCGGGGCGUCGGGCUCGCCUGUCGGCCCCGGGCACAAACACCUCGUCAGUCGAAGCCCGUGAGGAGCUGCGGCGCCGUCUCCAGGGCCUCAUUGAGGGCAACCGCGUGAUGAUCUUCAGCAAGAGCUACUGUCCGCACAGCACGCGGGUGAAAGAACUCUUUUCUUCUUUGGGAGUUGAAUAUAAUAUCUUGGAACUUGAUAAAAUUGAUGAUGGGGCCGCUGUUCAAGAAGUUCUGUCAGAGAUCACAAAUCAGAGAACGGUACCCAAUAUUUUUGUGAAUAAAGUACAUAUGGGUGGAUGUGACCGAACUCUUCAGGCACAUCAGAGUGGUUUAUUACAGAAGGUCCUUCAGGAAGAUUCACAUGAACCUUCAUAUGAUUAUGAUCUCAUUGUCAUUGGUGGUGGUUCUGGUGGCCUUUCAUGUGCUAAGGAAGCUGCCAUUUUGGGAAAGAAAGUUAUGGUGCUAGACUUUGUGAUCCCAUCACCUCAUGGCACAACCUGGGGUCUUGGUGGUACGUGUGUAAAUGUAGGCUGUAUUCCUAAGAAAUUGAUGCAUCAAGCUGCUCUUUUAGGACAGGCGUUACAUGACUCAAGGAAAUUUGGCUGGGAAUAUAAUCAACAAGUGAAGCACAACUGGGAGACCAUGAUCGAAGCAAUUCAGAACUACAUAGGCUCUUUAAACUGGGGUUACAGGGUGUCUAUGAGGGAGAACGCAGUGGCCUAUAUCAAUUCCUACGGAGAGUUUGUUGAACAUCACAAAGUAAAGGCAACCAAUAGAAAAGGACAAGCAACUUAUUAUACUGCAGCAAAAUUUGUUAUAGCAACAGGUGAAAGACCACGGUACUUAGGAAUCCAAGGAGAUAAAGAAUACUGUAUUACUAGUGAUGACCUUUUCUCUCUGCCUUACUGCCCUGGCAAAACUUUAGUUGUGGGUGCAUCUUAUGUGGCUCUGGAAUGUGCGGGAUUUCUUGCUGGUAUUGGAUUAGAUGUCUCAGUAAUGGUGCGUUCAAUCCUUCUUCGUGGUUUUGAUCAAGAAAUGGCAGAGAAAGUGGGUUCCUACAUGGAAGAACAUGGUGUUAAAUUCUUAAGAAAAUUUGUACCUGUGAUGAUUCAACAGCUGGAGUCAGGCUCACCUGGAAAGCUGAAAGUAGUAGCUAAAUCCACUGACGGACCAGAAACUAUUGAAGGAAUCUAUAACACAGUUUUAUUAGCAAUUGGUCGUGACUCCUGUACAAGAAAAAUUGGCUUGGAGAAGAUUAGUGUCAAAAUCAAUGAGAAGAAUGGCAAAAUACCAGUAAAUGAUGUGGAACAAACCAAUGUGCCCUAUGUCUACGCUAUUGGGGAUAUUUUGGAAGGAAAACCAGAACUGACUCCUGUAGCCAUACAGGCAGGCAAGCUGCUAGCUCGAAGACUUUUUGGAGGCCGUAUAGAAAAGUGUGAUUAUAUUAAUGUUCCAACUACAAUAUUUACACCUUUGGAGUACGGUUGCUGUGGAUUAUCUGAAGAGAAAGCUAUUGAUGUAUAUGGAAAAGAGAAUCUCGAAGUAUAUCAUACUUUGUUCUGGCCUCUUGAGUGGACAGUAGCUGAAAGAGACAACAAUACUUGUUAUGCAAAGAUAAUUUGCAAUAGACCUGACAAUGACCGGGUAGUAGGGUUUCAUAUUCUUGGACCAAAUGCUGGUGAAGUUACCCAAGGAUUUGCAGCUGCCAUGAAAUGUGGUCUUACAAAACAGCUACUCGAUGACACCAUUGGAAUUCAUCCUACAUGUGGGGAGAUAUUCACCAGCUUGGAGAUCACAAAGUCAUCGGGACUGGCUAUCACUCAGAAAGGUUGCUGA
Chrysochloris asiatica (Cape golden mole) is the source of this 1935-nucleotide messenger RNA. It is a transcript of the gene TXNRD3, whose product is annotated as thioredoxin reductase 3. The transcript is spliced from 16 exons. Gene Ontology annotation, cellular component: cytosol; mitochondrion. NCBI's taxonomy places the organism in Eukaryota, Metazoa, Chordata, Mammalia, Afrosoricida, Chrysochloridae. Gene Ontology annotation, molecular function: glutathione-disulfide reductase (NADPH) activity; thioredoxin-disulfide reductase (NADPH) activity; flavin adenine dinucleotide binding. Gene Ontology annotation, biological process: cellular response to oxidative stress; glutathione metabolic process; cell redox homeostasis. Bases 85 to 1935 code for a protein of 616 amino acids. The record is from RefSeq and is a predicted model, not a curated record.